Molecule: messenger RNA, 1500 nt
Organism: Aureobasidium melanogenum CBS 110374
Lineage: Eukaryota; Fungi; Ascomycota; Dothideomycetes; Dothideales; Saccotheciaceae
Exons: 1
Coding region: 1-1500 (499 amino acids)
Molecular function (GO): zinc ion binding
Source: RefSeq, a predicted model, not a curated record
AUGGAGUCCAUGUCGCGCCGCCCGUCGCAGCGCCAGAACAACGAUCACAGUCCUCAAGAAUCCUCGCCACAAGCCACAUCCUCCCUCCAAGAAAGCAGCGUGCUAGUCGACCGUCCAUCACCCGAAGCGCCUUCGACCCCACAACUACCAGACGAUAACGACCUGAAGAAAUGCUGGAUCUGCUUCUCAGACGAGAGUGAAGAUGGUCCCGAGACGUCGGCCUGGAGAGACCCUUGCCCUUGUGCCCUGGUAGCACACGAGGCUUGUCUGCUCGACUGGAUCGCCGACAUGGAGUCUCCCACCACCCGCAAACGCACUCUCGGUCCACCCGCCAUCGUAUGCCCUCAGUGUAAAUCUAGUAUCCAACUAGUACGCCCUCGCGAUCCCAUCGUCGAAGUUGUCAGAGCGCUUGAGAGACUGGCUGCCAAAGCCGUAGCCCCAGCCGCCUUGACAGUUGCCUUCAGUGCUGUUGUCCACGCUUGCGCUGUUCACGGUCUCUACACCGUCACCUCCAUAUUCGGUCCCCAAGACUCGAGACGAAUCCUCCAGCCCCUGAUUGACAACAUCUGGACAUCAACUCGUCCUAUCGAUCAGCUGCGCAACUUCAUGCAGCACUGGCGCCUCCGAAUCGGCCUUCCUCUCAUCACACCACUCCUCAUUCUCUCACGAACCACUCUCGCAGACUCUCUCCUUCCCGUACUUCCCAUCGUCUUCUUCGCCACCCAAGGCGACACUUCCGAUACUCUCGACAUGAUCUCCUGGCCGCCGUCAGCAAGUAUGACUUUUGCCGUCCUCCCCUACAUCAGAUCCGCCUACAACACGUACUAUCAACGCGUUUGGUCGGAACGGGAGAAGAGAUGGCUCAAAGAGAUUCAACCCAGAAGUGGUCAGCAGGAUGCAGACGCAAACGCUCAAGUCGCCGUCGAUGCAGAGAUCGAGGCUGCCGAGGAAGACAACAACUUUGAAAUUAGAAUUGAUGGCAACAUCUGGGAAGACUGGGCAGGCGGCGAGGACGAUGAUGUCUUAUUGGAAGUGCAGGAAGGUCAAGCUCAUCCACUCAACGCACCACCAUUGCCUGAUGAUGCUCCGCUACCUCCUCAGAACCAAAACAUACCACAACAACCUCAACCACCUCGACCGCAGCAGAUCCGUCCGCCACCACCGCCGCAAAACAGAGAAGAGCGUUUGCUCUCCUUCAGCACAAAUUCACUCGCUCAAACUAUCAUGUCCGCGCUUCUCUUCCCCACAAUCGCAUCGGUGUCUGGUGAUUUACUCACAUACAUCCUGCCACGCUCAUGGACCACUCUUCCGAUGUCAAAAUGGGGCAUGGGUAGAGGUAGAGCCACAGGUCUACUUCAAAACAAAUGGGGCAGAAGUGUCGUAGGAGGAUGUCUGUUCGUGGUUGUCAAGGAUGCUGUCAUGCUCUAUGUCCGAUGGAAGAUGGCGAGACAGCACCAAAGACGACAUGUGGUCGACUAUGACAGGAAGAACAAGAAGUAG